Molecule: messenger RNA, 1022 nt
Organism: Paramacrobiotus metropolitanus
Lineage: Eukaryota; Metazoa; Tardigrada; Eutardigrada; Parachela; Macrobiotidae
Product: dnaJ homolog subfamily C member 4-like
Exons: 7
Coding region: 75-827 (250 amino acids)
Source: RefSeq, a predicted model, not a curated record
AAAUUCUAGUUUUUUCCAUUUAUUUUGUCUGAUAAAUACUCGUAUUAAUCAUAUUAUUGCUUUUCCGGACAAGCAUGCUUGGGCGAGAUGGGUAUCCGUUUUUUUUGGUUCUACAAAAAUUACCUGAAAUCCGACAAUCUGUGCAUCUGACCCAGGAUAAAUUACGAGUCAGAAAAUAUCACAGGUUUCGAGCUAGUUCGAACGCAACACUCUACCGCAUUUUGGGAGUUGAGGAAAAUGCGUCUCCCAAGGAUAUCAAGGCAGCAUUUGUGCGCAGAUCGAAAGAGUUGCAUCCUGAUCGUAACAAAGAAAACAAGAACGCGCAGCAGGAAUUUGUCAAAAUGUUGGAAGCUUAUCGUGUUUUACGAUCCGUCACGUUGAGGCACGAAUACGACACUGCACUCCGACAAAGUGUGUCAGAAAAAGCACCAUCGGAAGAGAUCCCACGAGAGGCUGCGGAGAGAAUGCACAAGGAGGAGGAUCCAUCUCGCACACGUUACAAAGGUCCCAUUUUUGCGAAGGCUGAGUAUGUGCCUGUGGGAACUGCAAACUAUUAUGGGAUUAACGGAUUUGCAAAAGUUUCGAAUAAAUGGAUGUUGGGCUUGUGCUUUUUGAUUGCGCUGUUGGGUUGUUUGAUACAUUACGGGACGUACCGUUUGUCUGUCGUUUUGCGGAGAGUGGACGUGGAAGAACGAAGCGAAAAAAAUGCACGUGAAUACGCCAAAUUACGAGAACGCGUACUGUCUUCUGAUAUGGACAAUGUGGCUCUUUUAGAGAAGUUGGCUUUUUCUCACGAAGAUAAUUUGAAACCUUCCGUGAUAAGGUGAACCGAAAGAGUAACGGUGUUCACAAACGGCGAUCUUUCUACCUUGUGAUUUUUUACUUAUUCGGAUACUGUACAGUACAUCGCUUCAUGUUUUGCAGUAAAGAAAUAUCAACAAAUUAUUAAUAUAUCGAAACCGGCGAGACAUUUAAGUCCAUUAAUUACGAAAUAAAGAGAUCAUUGAAUUGCGAUUUGCACA